Molecule: messenger RNA, 2520 nt
Organism: Penicillium paradoxum
Lineage: Eukaryota; Fungi; Ascomycota; Eurotiomycetes; Eurotiales; Aspergillaceae
Product: AP-3 complex subunit beta
Exons: 3
Coding region: 1-2520 (839 amino acids)
Biological process (GO): vesicle-mediated transport; intracellular protein transport
Cellular component (GO): membrane coat; AP-3 adaptor complex
Source: RefSeq, a predicted model, not a curated record
AUGGAAACAAUUUCCAGGAUAUCCUCGAUGCUGGAGACAGCUCGAGAGCUCACGAUAGAGGCUGCCCAGUCCGCUACUAUUCACCGGGCCUCUAGCACCGACUAUAGUUCGCGAACAUACAGUUCUGCGCAUAUCAAGAAACUCCUUGAUAGCCGCCAUGAGCGGGAAGUGUUGGAUGGAAUGCGGAAGGUCAUCUCGUUGAUGUACCGGACCGAACCUACCCUUACGUUCUUUUCGGCAGUUGUCAAGAAUGUGGCCAGCGCCAGCCUCGAAGUCAAGAAACUGGUUUACAUUUACUUGGUCCAUCAUGCGGAGGCUGAGCCGGAUAUGGCACUACUAUCCAUCAACGCGAUCCAGAAAUCACUCACCGAUUCAAACCCGCAGGUCCGGACAAUGGCGCUUCGGACGAUGUCGGGAAUCCGGGUUCCGGUGAUUAGCCAGAUCGUGUCGCUGGCAAUUAAGAGAGGAUGUGGAGAUAUGAGUCCGCACGUGCGCAAGGCCGCUGCUUUGGCUAUUCCCAAGUGCUAUCGUCUGGAUCCCAAUACGCUGCCGCAGCUGAUGGGAUAUCUCGAGACGCUCUUGGGCGAUCCUCAAUACUUUGUUGUCGGUCCCGCAAUCGCUGCCUUUUUGGAUCUGUGUCCGAAUGAGAUUGAUCUAAUUCAUAAGCACUACCGCAGCCUCGUCAAGAAGCUGGUUGAUAUGGAUGAAUGGAGUCAGCUAGCAACAUUGCGACUGCUAACAGUAUAUGCGCGAAAAUGUUUCCCUCAUCGAACCCAGAAAGUCAAACAGACAGCGCCGCAGGCAUUCUACGACGAUGAAAAUCAGCAACAGGGGAACCAGAAUGAUGGCGAAGAGCUCGAAGUUGCAGUAAUGGAUCCGGAUCUUGAGCUUUUACUCCGAGCUUGCAAGGUUCUACUACAGAGCCGAAACUCCGCCGUCAUUGUCAGCGUCGUCCGUUGCUUCUUUUACCUUGCCCCGUCAGAAUAUAUUGCUUUAGCGGCUGGUCCUCUAGUGGCUCUUUUACGAAGCCCGCAAGAUAUGCAACUGAUCGCCCUGUACAACAUCGUCGCAGUUGCCUUGAAGGCCCCGAAACCAUUUGCUAAAUACACCGCCCACUUCCUUGUCCAUGCCAACGACCCUUCGCAUAUCUGGCGCCUUAAAUUGGAAGUGCUGACCAUUCUAUUCCCGCACUGUGGGAAACACUGGAAAGGUGUGAUAAUCAACGAAUUAGAGCACUUUUCUAAAGGCACCGACCCCGAGUUGGUACGAGAGAGUGUACAAGCCAUUGGGCGCUGUGCCCAAGGGGAUACAAGUACCACUGGAUUGUGCCUACGAAUUCUUCUCAGUCAGAUAUCCAGUUCGGAUGACAACCUUGUGUCAGAGUCACUUACUGUCAUUCGUCAUUUGAUUCAACAAGAUCCAUCCUCACAUACAAGGACGGUUCUCCAACUCGUCAAGCAUUUGGGUACAACAACACACCCAGAUGCACGAGCUACCAUUAUAUGGCUAGUCGGCGAAUUCGCCGGUGUUAACCCAGAGAACAACAUUGCACCUGACGUCCUCCGCAUUUUGAUCAAAGGGUUCGCAGAUGAGAUGGAAACUGUCAAACAGCAAAUUGUGCUCCUUGGCGCUAAAGUGUAUCUCCACCAUCUGUUGCAAAACCCGCCGAAGGAACAACCUGAACAGACUGAAGUGUCAUCACUGCCCGAGAAGCCCGCCAAAGCCCAGCAGGAGUUCCACAAUGAAUGGUCCGACAAUCAGAACGAUGACUCGCAAGAUCCUGCCCAGCCCGAAGAGGCAGAAAGUACACAGGGAAAUGACAAUAUUGAGUCAAAGGAAGAGGAAUCCGAAGACCGCAUUACCUUACUAUGGAGGUACAUCCUCCUUCUCGCACGCUACGACACUUCCUACGACCUGCGUGAUCGGGCCCGUCUUUACAAGAAUCUCUUAGAAACACCCUCUUCUACCCAACUUGCCAAUCUCCUCCUCCUGGCACCUAAGCCAGUUCCCCAUGCCCCUAGCCCAUCCGAAACACGCAAAGAUUUGCUCGUUGGCUCUGCCACCCUUGUCGUCGGCCCCGACGCUGGGUACCAUGGACUGCGGGGAUACAUGAACCUUCCAGAUUGGGUCGAGCUAGGCCAGGAACCCGAUCCAAGCCUCCGUAUCGAUGAUGUGAAACCAGACACAUCCACCAACUCAGCCUCUAUGACUGCAGGUGAUCGUCUCGAUAGAGCACUCCGUGAACAUCAAACCACUUCCAUGCCAAGUCGCAACCGAAAUAACACGGUUAUGCCGGUAGAUCCGACUGGGAAGAAGACCCUUGACCAAUGGCUACAGGAAGAGGACGAAGAAACCGAGACAGAGUCUGAAACGGAUUCCGAGGAAGAAGAAACUGAUUCCGAGGAAGAGGAGACGGACUCGGAAGAAGAGUCUGACUCGGAGGAAGAUGAUGAUUCUGAAGAAGAGACUGAUUCUGAGACCGAAGCCGUGCAUAAAGAGGCCCAGCAAUUACUCCGUUAA